Messenger RNA from Columba livia (rock pigeon), 8189 nucleotides. It is a transcript of the gene KLHL31, whose product is annotated as kelch like family member 31. Gene Ontology annotation, biological process: negative regulation of protein phosphorylation; negative regulation of JNK cascade. The transcript is spliced from 3 exons. Lineage: Eukaryota; Metazoa; Chordata; Aves; Columbiformes; Columbidae. The coding region runs from base 265 to 2169 and encodes 634 amino acids. The record is from RefSeq and is a predicted model, not a curated record. Gene Ontology annotation, cellular component: nucleus; cytoplasm. Gene Ontology annotation, molecular function: protein binding.
GAGGAGGGGUCAUUUUAAAGAGCACCCGAGCGCAGGCUCCCAUCUCUCGCUCGCUGUGACAGCAAAGUGUCACACUGGGAACCACAAACUGGGACUUAUAAAGUAGCCUCUGAUCUUUCUCUUCUCUUUUUUUUACCACGUUUUCUCUCCUUUUGUCUUCUCAUUUCCAAAGAAGAGGCAUUUUCACUGACAACUUCUUGAACAGCUCUGGGACAGCACUUUUCUGAGGAGGCAAGCUCUUGGCUGUAAUAUUUCAUUGCAGUCAUGGCCCCUAAGAAGAAGAAUGUGAAGAAAAACAAAGCAGAUAUCAAUGAAAUGACUAUAAUUGUGGAAGACAGCCCCUUCGGUAAACUAAAUGGCUUGAAUGGACUCUUAGAUGGAGGAAAUGGUUUCAGCUGCAUCUCAUCUGAAGUUUCUGACCCAUUAUAUAGCCCAAAUCUCUUGGAAGGUCUAAGCAGAAUGAGACAAGAAAAUUUUCUUUGUGACUUGACUAUCAGUACCAAAACCAAGUCCUUCCAUGUUCAUAAGGUGGUGAUGGCUUCAAGCAGUGAGUACUUUCACAACAUCUUAAAGAAAGAUCCGGCCACUCAAAGAGUAGACCUCAAUGAUGUAUCCCCAUUGGGUCUAGCUACUGUUAUCACCUAUGCUUACACUGGGAAACUUACUCUCUCACUUUAUACGAUAGGUAGCAUUAUUUCCACAGCAACUUAUCUACAGAUUCACACCCUUGUAAAGAUGUGUUCUGAUUUCCUAAUCCAAGAAAUCAAUGUUGAGAAUUGUAUGUAUGUUGCCAAUAUUGCAGAAACAUAUGGACUAAAAACAACCAAGGAAGCAGCACACAAGUUUAUUAGAGACAACUUCAUUGAAUUUUCAGAAACCGAUCAGUUCUUAAAACUUACUUUUGAUCAGAUUAAUGAACUUCUUGCAGAUGAUGACUUGCAGUUGCCUUCUGAAAUUGUUGCAUUCCAGAUUGCGAUAAAAUGGCUGGAAUUUGACCAAAAAAGAGUUAAAUUUGCUGCUGAUCUCUUAGGUAACAUCCGUUUCGGUACCAUCUCAGCCCAAGACCUUGUCAAUUAUGUUCAAACUGUGCCAAGAAUGAUGCAAGAUGCGGACUGCCACAAGCUGUUAGUGGAUGCCAUGAACUACCAUUUGCUUCCCUACCACCAGAAUACACUGCAGUCCAGAAGAACAAGGAUCCGUGGAGGUUUCAGAGUCUUAGUUACUGUUGGGGGACGCCCUGCUCUAACAGAAAAGUCUCUUAGCAGAGACAUCUUAUACAGAGAUCCUGAAAAAGGAUGGAAGAAGCUGAGUGAAAUGCCUGCUAAAAGUUUUAAUCAGUGUGUGACAGUGAUGGAUGGAUUUCUUUACGUGGCUGGUGGAGAAGACCAGAAUGAUGCCAGGAACCAAGCCAAGCAUGCAGUCAGCAAUUUCUGCAGAUAUGAUCCUCGUUUCAACACCUGGAUUCACCUGGCAAACAUGAGUCAGCGACGCACCCACUUCAGCCUGAAUGUGUUCAGUGGCCUCCUUUAUGCAGUGGGUGGUCGCAACUCGGAGGGGAGCCUCUCCUCGGUCGAAUGCUAUGUGCCUGCAACGAACCAGUGGCAGAUGAAGGCGUCCAUGGAGGUGCCCAGGUGCUGCCAUGCCAGUGCAGUGGUGGAUGGUCAGAUCCUGGUCACGGGAGGUUACAUUAACAACGCUUACUCUCGCUCGGUGUGCAUGUAUGACCCCAGCAAAGAUAGCUGGCAGGAUAAGGCCAGCCUCAGCACCCCAAGGGGGUGGCACUGCGCAGUGUCCCUUCUGGAAAGGGUCUAUGUCAUGGGGGGUUCUCAGCUGGGGGGAAGAGCCGAAAGGGUUGACGUUCUCCCUGUGGAGUGUUACAGCCCUUACACAGGGCAAUGGAGUUACGUGGCGCCACUUCAGACGGGAGUUAGUACGGCUGGUGCCUCCACCCUUAAUGGGAAAAUUUACUUAGUGGGUGGCUGGAAUGAAAUAGAGAAAAAAUAUAAGAAGUGCAUUCAGUGCUAUAACCCGGAUCUCAAUGAAUGGACGGAGGAGGACGAGCUGCCUGAGGCCACUGUGGGCGUAUCCUGCUGUACGAUAUCCAUGCCCAACACCAAGACAAGGGAGUCCAGGGCCAGCUCAGUCUCUUCUGUCCCAGUCAGUAUUUAGAUACAGGUCUAACCAGCAAUAAGUAAAAAAUGUUUACCAGCACAGCAGUAUAAUUAGCCCUUUACAUAGCAUUUUUGUGCUUACAUGGAAAAAAAAUCAUUGGCUUUGCAACAGUGCUGUUUUUUCUAAUGGUGCAAAUUGGCCACUUUUCGUGAUCUUAAGACAGGUGGCGGGAAAGAGCGUAUUAGGGAUAAGUUGAAUUUUCUUAGCAGGAAGAGUUAAACCAUGACUGCAGAUGGAAUUUUUUUCCUGACUUUGCCACUGACUCACUCUGUUAUCAUUUCAUGGAAAAUCAUUUCAUUUCUUUGUGCCUGGGCUUCCUUACCUGUAAAACAGAGUAAACUUGCUUCAGAAGAUUGUUGUGAGACUUUUUUAAUAUUGAGUUUUACAUGCUUUCAGAACCCAAAAUGAAAAUCAGAUCUUGCUAUUAGAAAAUCUCAGCAUGCAUGAGAAGUGGGCCAUGUCAUCAUGUUAUUUUCUAAGCAUUUUCUAUUUUGACAAACAGAAGGAAAAACUUGUAUAUGGCACAUGCAUACUUUCCUUUUGGGGUAGUGGUAUUCACAAAAAAUCUUUCUAAACAUUUUCUCCUUCAGAAGUUAGAAGAGAUUCCUAUUUUCUGCCAUGAAACCCUUUAAUUUUCAUAUCUGAUGCCCUGACAUGGCUUUCAAGACCUGAAUCCACAAAAUAGCUUUGCUCCUGUAGGCCUUAUGGGCCAGUGGCAAGGGCUGUCUUGGGUGCCACCUCCUCCUCACACCAGGGUGACUCUCCUGUCACUCCAGGUGGAAGGCAUGCAGGCCAGUCAGUAUGUCUUCUCCUAUUCCUGGUCUUUCCAUCUGUCUGGGAAUGUACAUCCAGGUUACCUUCUUGUUCAAGAAGGUUCUCACCGAUGCAAGGAGCUAGGACUGCUGCAGCAGGGACAAAAUCUGGAAGCUGAGCUCAUGCCAAGAGGACCUAAGGUUGAUGGUGUAUUAUUCUGCCAAAUUCCCAGUCAAGUAAGGAACAAAGAUGAAAGAAAGACUGCAGAAUCUGCCUUUAAGAGUAGGGCAUAUGUGAGGAAAAUGGUGGAUCGCGGGAAAACUGGAUGAAAUCCAAGAGACUUUCCAUAACAGUACCAAAGAGAUACCUUAAUUGCUUUCCUAGCAGCUCUAGGCACAAAAUCACCCAAAUUAACCUUUUCCUGGGCAUACCGUUGUGUACCUCCUUUUGGAGUUUUUGUUACAGUCCUAUUUAUUUUCUGAGGAGAUUUUAUUCAUGUUUUUCCAAAGGCUAGACUAAUGCUUUGCUUAUUGAAGUCUGUGAAGUAUUCCCAGUGAGUACAGUGAAGUGUUUGCUCAACUCAGAUUGCUGUUCAAGAACUUUUCUUCCUAAUUUCAGCAUGCAGUGGGGUAGUUAAGCAUGAAAUCUAAUGCUAUUCCCUGAGCCGAAGGAGUAUGCAGCCUAUAAUAUCCCCUGAGAAUUUGAUACCAAAGGCCACACAAAAUGUCUAUAUCCAUUUCUUGGGGAAAGAAAGAAGCAAUACAAGGAACAAAAAUGAUUUAAUAUAACCAAAAUGGUAGAAAUUCACUCAUUUUAACCAAUUCAUAGAGGUUUCACGUGCAAUGUCCUCAGAUUAUCAUUGACACCUCCGGGCUCCAGUGCCAAGGAGAAGCUACGUAUGCUCCUGGCAAUGUGUACAAGACAGGCAAAUUUUUAUCUCUUUUGCGAAAGGAGAACACUAUAAAAUUAUCAGUAAGUGCAGAUAUUGUUGAGGCAAGCACUUUCAGGACUCAUGCUCUGCUCUUUGUAGCUUUAUUGCAGCUACAUGUUGAGCAGCAGCAUGAGCACGACACAGUAUUAGAUAUGAAGUAAUUCACUCUGUCAGUUGGGAUUAAACUCCAUGGUACUCGGUCUUCUUUUCCAGUUCUAGCUUAGGGUUUGUGUCUGCAUCCUGACAAUACCAUUUUAAAUACCAAAUUCUGGUUUUGAGUGCUGCAUGUUAUUAGAAUCUACCACAUUGGAAUGACUUUUGGUCAGACUAGUGCUGUCAUACAGUUUUGAUUAAUUUACUUAUCCUGUUUAAUUCAAAUGAGUAAUAAUUCAAAUCCACAGUCACAGAAUAAACCAUGGAAUUGUGUAACAGAGUAAGAUUGAUUUGUUUUAAAUACAAAAGUGCUAUUCUUGCCCAUUCCAGUCACCAAAAUUUUCUUGUGGAUGAGAGCAAAUUUUUUGUUUUGCCAAAGUCACUACCAUGUGUUCCCUAUAAAAGUAUUUAGGAAGCUCUUUGAAAAGUCCACCUGCUCCAAUAUUUUUUUGUAAAAUUUUAAUACUGUUAGAUGGAGUUGCUUAUGCACCCAGUCCAACGUAGACAUACAUAUACAAAUGCAGUUAUAGCUGUAUACAUACUCCAGUUUUUUAGUAUUUCUAAGGUAACCAUAAGAUGGUAUUUAGGAAUUGAAAAACAAUCACUUUGGCCUCAGACAGACAUUGGAUGAAAUUGUGUCGUAUGCAAGUGUCUCUUUUUCCCCUUUAGGAACUGAGUUCCAAAAUGCUAUGAGUAGUCAGAAGCUGCUGUACACUUUCCCCUUUCGUGAGCCAACACUUCCUAUACAUCAACAACCACCUUCUGGUUUUGAGUGGAAAGGUACUUGUGAGUGAUGGGCUAAGUGCAAUGGAACUGCUCUCUCACUACUUAAAGGGUUAAAAACUUUGGGGGCCAAAUCCUUUUCGUCUUACUCACAAAAAAGUUCCAUUAGCUUCACUGGGACUACUGAAUACAAUGUACAAGAUUUCAAACUCUUGGCCAAAUUCUGGCAGAGCAGUAGGUGUAGAUGCCUUCCAGAUCUGUCACACCUAGAAGCAUGGCUGCUCCUCAGCCUCCACUGCCCUUGGCCACAACAGGUCCAUCCAGAUGUGUCCUAGGACAGGAGCCAAGUACCACUGGCCAUGUGUUCCUUCCAUAGCACAAAUUAGGUAUGUACUUCAGGCCAAAAGUCUUAGGUGGAUUAACAAAUGGUGUGGUUAUAAGUGUAGCACUUCAGGGUGGCUUCAUAUUAUUUUUCUCUAAGCAUUUGUUUAGGCUUCAACUGCCCAUUGAGCCAGGAUUUGGCCCGUAAUAUGUGACAGUAUCAGCUGGACUUAAUAGUCUUUUGAUCAUACCAAGGUACUGAGCUAUUUGUGACCUUUUUAUGUACAAUCUUGUUUUGUUAGAACUGUGAAAAAUAGUUUGUAUGUUGUGUUUUAUGGGGCGGUGUUCUUUCAUUGUCCAGUACUGUAUUUUCAAUCUCCAGAUGUUUAAUAAAAACAUCUCAGUUGAACUUGAGAUAUUGUUAAUCCUAAAAAGAAAUGUUUAAAAUGCAGUUUAGGAAGUACUGUAUAGGGUAAUAUUAAGUAGAGCAGAGGCCUUUCAACUGUAUGAGAUUCAAAUUGCUAAAAUGCUACAGGCGUCUUCUUUAAUACUAUACUAAUAGUAACAAAAAGACCCAAAACCAAAAAAAAAAGCUGUUCUCUUCAAAAUCCUUUUUGUCCUUGCAUUUUAUAGUCAACAUCUGUUCUUCCAAGAAAUUCAAAUCUGAAAACAAGCAUUCUUCGAUUUGUGAGUGAAGCAGAGUAAUAAUGUUUUGUUUUCUCAUUUAUUCAUGCUUGUGUAGGUGCAUGGGAGAGUGUGUUACAAGGCUGUGAGAGAGGAACUUACUGUUGGAAAGUUAUGCUGAGAGGAAGAUUUUGCGGUUAGUUCUUAAUGAAGAUGAGAUCACGAUAAUUUAAUCUCUUCCUGAAGUUAACCUGCAAGAUCAUCAAGGGUUCAGUAAGCUUAAGUGCCAACUUCUAGGUGGUCAAAGAGGGAAGCAGAGAAAAUGAGCAUCAACCAAAGCUAUGAGGUGUUGAAAAGUGUUAUGUGUUGAGAUUUUUUAAUGACAGUUCUUGCAGGAAAAGGUACAUGAUGAAUGAAAUGGCUGAAUAAGACCAUGCUUUAUAUUAUCCUGAAACCUAGAUUAGUUGAUCAAACAGUUCUAACUCCUUCCAAACCCCUGCUGAGUUUAGGAGGAGUUUUUUGCUGGUAACAGCUGGGUUUGAUAAUUCCAGUUGCAAACCACACGGUCAAACAGUCGUAUGAGCAGGCAUACCUGCUUGAAUUCAGUGAGACUUCUCCUAUAUACAGUUAUUCUCAUGUGCUGAUGUUUGGAAAAUCAAAAUACAAGAACUAAAUCCAUGGGCAGACAAGCACCAAUGUCCAAUGAAAGCCAACAUGCAGGCAUUCAACUACCCACUAACCAUGCAUGCACGUGAAACUUUUUAGAGACUAGAUUUCCCUGUAAGGAUUAUUUCCUUUGGGAUGGUUGCUCAAUGAAAUCCUCUGUACGCUUCAAGGGUUUUUGUGCAACACACAGGAUGGGAGAUGCAAGAGGCUCCAGACAGUGGAAAGGGGAAGGUGAAGCCCUUUAGCACAGUCAGAAGAUUUUGUUCCCAUUUCUCAACGAUGUUUGAGAAAUACAUGUUGGAAGGAAGAACAUACUUCAAUGCACACCUUUCCAUAAGUAACAUUUCUCUAUGUUACCCAACUGAGAUGGCCCAGCCUUUCUUAGAAAAAGCAAGACUCAAUUUUAAAUUGCCCAUAACUUGAAUUCUCAUGUGAAUUGAAUUUUCAAUCCACUUUAGCCCAAUUUAGCCAAGCUGGGAGAGCCUUUUCAAAUUUUGAAUCUACCUUGUUGGAGAAGGCAGUUGAAACCAAUAGUUCUACUAUAGUGUCCUGACCUUUUUGCAAAUAAUCUUCUCAUCCUUUUGUUAAUGACCUACUUUGUAUAAGUAACCAAAAGCAUUGUAUUGCACAGAUUUAUACUUUGACUCUUCCAUGCAAGAGGAGGGUCUCUUGUCCCUUUUAUUUUCUCUUUUCUUGUCUGUAACGGAGUGACUCACGGGGCACCAAAGAAGAUGCACAGAUGUGAACAGUACAUAAAAGCCCAUCUGUGAAUCUAAUUCAAAAAAUCUAAUUGCUGAUGGCCACAAUAAAGAAAAGCACACAUUCUGGAAUAUCUGAUGGAACAAAGGGGUGAAAAGUGAGUUGCUGGUGCUGGCACUGCCCAGAGCUCUGUUCCUAGAAGUUCCCUAAAGGAAAAAGGAAAAUACAUGCACUUCUAUAUAGCUUGUGUGAGAAAUUCAGUUAAUACCAGAUGAGUUUUGCCAUGCAAAAGGCUAAUAUGAGUUCAUUGUUGUCUCAAUGAAAAAUACAUUUUCAAUAAAAAUAUGGGCAAUUAGUAAACUUAUGAGGAAUAUGCAGUCGAUUUCUGUUGGUAAGAAUGGGAACAUAUAUGUUUAGAUACACUGGAUGUUACACUGGCUGCUGCUUCGGCAGUUUUUUUGUCAACAAUAAAAGUUCAAAAUAUAACUUAUUUGUGUAAAGCAUUUCCCUGGCUUAUAAGUGUUAGAUACAUUGCUUAUACAGAUAGGUUUUCUAGUUAUACAGUUUUAAGGAUGGACUGUGAUAACACAAGGGAACAUACUUCAACAGAAAAAAACCCUGCAAGUAUAAUGUGAGAAUGUUACUACUUAAAAAUUAACAUUUGUAGUGCAGCAGUUGUUGUUAAGAGGAAUAACAGCAUGUUGGUAUUUUUCGUUGUAUGUUUUAAGUAAAACUGUUCACACAUGGCACAAACAAAUUAUUCUUAUUGUAAAACCAGUAGGAAACUGUGAAACUCUCUGACAAACACCUGGUUGCAGUUGAAAUGUGCUUUGUUUUCUGAGCCCCGAGCUGAUCCUUGCUUUUAUAUCAGCCAACUGGAAUGUUUGCUACACCCAGACUGUCAAACCACUUUCACAAUAAGCUAUCGAGUGUGACACUGGGGCCACUUUUAUAUUUUCCAUGUUAUUACAAGGAGAUCAACUUGCUUUUUAACAGUGGAUCGCACAGUCAUUUGUUGUAAUCAAAAUGCCUAACAAGAAAUAAUGAUAGAUCAGAUGUCUGAUUGGCGAGUGAACAUGUUUUCAUUUGGAUUGUAUGAGAAACAGUAUUGGAAAUAAAAAUGUCUAAAUUUCAAGGAAAUAAAAUA